Cydia strobilella is the source of this 2013-nucleotide messenger RNA. RefSeq lists its product as uncharacterized. Bases 98 to 1921 code for a protein of 607 amino acids. Lineage: Eukaryota; Metazoa; Arthropoda; Insecta; Lepidoptera; Tortricidae. Gene Ontology annotation, biological process: autophagosome-lysosome fusion. The transcript has 12 exons. The record is from RefSeq and is a predicted model, not a curated record.
CAACUGAAAGUGUUAGCAGUUUUCAAAAGUGUUCGAUUUUCGAAGUGCCCAGUGUCCUGCUAGUGAUGUGACCGGCGAUGACAGUUGCAUAUCUAAGAUGGCGGGUCGACACAAGCCCACCGUCAGGCACUUCCAUAACCAGCCGGAGCUGCAGCGGGGCGGCAGUCUGGGUCUGAUGGUGAGGUGGAUCCUGCUGGUGUCUCUGGCGAGCUGCGGGCCUUUGGGGAACACCGUCAAACAAGAUGGCUGCACCUUCCCCGCACGCUGGCAUGGUCGCUGGUUCCAAUCCGGCGUCAUCCAACCCAUCUCCAUCGAGGGGGACCGUCUCUCCAACAAGGGGCGGUGCCUCUCGUCCGAGGGGGACAAGUUCCUUAUCGUCGAUGAGAAGGGGUGUUAUCGAUGUGUGGUCAUGCACGAAAAACAUACCAACGUUCUGCAAUAUAAAGAAACGUUCUGCCACCGUCGAGACGCAUUACCUCACCUCUGCUCUCUCAUCACCGGAGACGCUCUCCUCUACUCCAUGUUCAGGGAAAACGCGGAUCCUGUCGACUGUCCGCUGAAAGGGCCCUUCUCCUUCACUUAUAACAGAGGGCAUGGAGACUGUAAGAUCCCCGUGUCAUCCAUCGAGAGCUGCACAGAAGAUUCCCGUCUUCUGCUCAACUACCAGGCGUGUCCUGAUAUUUCUGCGUCUGAAAGCACAGUGGAAGAGCUAGAAUGCCUAGCAACAUGGAAAGAAGGCAGCUUGAGAUUCCUCGUCGGAAAGCUGCACCACAACCACGCCACCAGCAACGAGGACCGCUACCGCUGUUUUGUCUACGAGAAGACUAAUGGUAUCGCAUCAACAGGCGUGAAAGAAGGCCCAGGCUCCGCCGAUGUGGAAUACCGAGUGGCCCAAUCGGGGGACGCGACCUGCAAUGGACUAUUUAGCGCCACGGAGGGGAGUAGGACCAUGGCUUUGAAGCGAGUAUCAGUCCGCUCCAACUGCCAAUUCCCGAGCUGGAUGACGUUCUCCCACACCUGGCAUACCCUCGACUACAGCUCCAACUACACUUUCUACCAGCGGAACGCCACACUCCGCAUCACCGACAAGUCUGGCGCCGACAUCAAAGUGUAUUGCGUCAGCGUAAAAGCUAGCUCUCCCAGCGGGAACUCGGUAGCGUUGGUGGCGCAUUGGCAACAUCAUUGUGUAUCCCGCUACGUGUGCGUAGUCCUAUAUCGGCGGGACACAUACAUAGCGGAACUGCAGCGCGGCGCGCCCACCGCGCGCGCCGACGACGCCUGCUCCAACCAUCACUUCAACGCCGUCUCCGAGCCCUACGUCACUCUAGUCGCAAGCAACCCAGAAUCAAAAGAAUGUCCGUAUUCCGGUAAAUACGAGAUACAGAAUCGUCACGAACGAAGCGUUAGGUCUAUAGAACCCAAUAUUAGAAAUGGUAGUAGGCUGUUCAAUUUUAGUAUAAGCAAUAUGUCGAGCGCGCCGAUGCUACGGAGCCGGCGGGAAGUGAAUGACGUCGGGUGUGUGGUCAGCGGCUUUGAUAGGUUGGAGGUGGGGUGUAACUCUGCGAAGAAUAUGGAGUUUUAUUCGAGCUGUGAGAAUAAAGAGGUUGUGACAGCGUACACAUGCCACGGCGGCUGGUACGAGAACGGCGCGUCGUUCGUGGUGACGACGCCGCUCACGCGCGACAGCCGCGCCGCGCGCCGCCACUGCUUCGUGCUGCGCGACCGGCGCCGCGCGCUCACGCUCGCCCGCAGCGCCACCAACUGCGAGCGCGUGCUCAGCCCCAGCGACCAGCUGCUGUUCGACGCGAGGAAUACUGGUGAAUGUCAAGAUCAAACCAACGCCCAGCCCCUCCAGAGGCUACCUUCACCCACCAUCAUCAUCCUGACAGCUGUCAUUCUACACUACAUCAUACCGAGAUGAUUCUGUCAUAUCUACACCUGUAACAUAGCGUAAUUAUAUGUAAGGCUUAGAUACGACCAAAGUGGAAUAAAAACUUAGUCAGUUUAAAUAUG